GUUAAAAAAAAAGUUCAAUUCCGGUGACCAAGAGUACCUCGCACGGAUACACAGACAAGACCAGGCCCGGUUCGCCUCUUUUCUCUUCUCGAAUUUCUCUCUCAGAUUCUAGUCCUUGGAGAGCAAAACCCUAGAAGCCAUUGAUACCUAUCCCACUGCUCAAUCCACACUGGUUGCUCCGCUACAAACCCUUCUGAAUUUCUUCUCUCCAAAAGCCCAAAUCGGUUUCUUUUUGUUGUUCCCCUUCCCAAUCCCAAAUCAUCACUUGACACAGCCAUGGAUGCUCAGAGAGCUCUGCUGGACGAACUUAUGGGCUCAGCUCGUAAUUUGACGGAGGAGGAGAGAAAGGGGUACAAGGAAAUUACUUGGGAUGAUAAGGAGGUUUGUAAAGCCUAUAUGGUUCGAUUUUGUCCUCACGAUCUCUUCGUUAACACUCGAAGCGAUCUAGGACCUUGCUCUAAAAUACAUGACCCAAAGUUGAAAGAAAGUUUUGAAGAGUCCCCGCGGCAUGAUGCUUAUGUAUCCAAGUUUGAAGCUGAACUUGCUCACUUUUGUGAGAAAUUGGUGAUGGAUUUGGAUAGAAGAGUAAAGCGUGGGAGAGAACGCCUUGCUCAGGAGGUGGAACCUGCGCCAGCUCCUCCACUGUCAGCUGAAAAGUCUGAACAACUAUCUGUUCUGGAGGAAAAGAUAAAGAACUUACUGGAACAAGUGGAGGCCCUAGGUGAAGCUGGAAAGGUCGAUGAAGCUGAAGCACUCAUGAGAAAGGUGGAUAUGCUUAAUUCCGAGAAGACAGCCUUGGAUCAGCAGCCCCAGAAUGAUAAAGUGUUGAUGCUGGCACAGGAGAAAAAAAUGGCACUCUGUGAGAUCUGUGGUUCAUUUCUUGUGGCCAAUGAUGCUGUAGAGAGAACUCAGUCUCAUGUUACAGGGAAACAGCAUAUUGGUUAUGGCAUGGUUCGGGAUUUUAUAGCUGAGUUCAAGGAAUCUAAAGAGAAGGCAAGGGAAGAAGAAAGGUUAGCGAGGGAGAAAGAAGCAGAAGAACGGAGGAAACAGAGGGAGAAGGAACAGGAGGAUAGAAGGAGAAGUAAUUCAAGUGAUAGGGACAGGUAUCGUGAUAGAGAUCGUGACAGGGAGCGGGACAGAUAUCGAGAACGAGACUCGGAUCAUGAAAGGUCGAGGGAGUGGAAUGGCAGAGGUAGUCGGGAUGGAGCGAGAGGGGUGGACCAUAGGUCCAGAAAUGGAAGAGAUGGAGGAAGGGAUAGGUACCGUGAUCGAAGCAGGUCACGUUCCCCUGUUAGGCACAGUCACAAAAGGUCACCUAGAAGUCCAGUUCGCCCGUAUUGAUGAAUCGUGUAGAAUGAUGUCUGAGCUUUGAAAUUUAAUGAGGUAGUUUCCAUAUCUCACAUCUUUGUUGAGACUACCAUCUCCCAUUCAUCAGUAUUAUUAGCGAAGAAAAUGGUUGAGGUAGGUAUAAUUUUAUUAUUGUAACUCAUUUUUACAUUUCAUUUUAGACUUGGGACGAGGCAAAUUUCCUUUUGCUGUAUGAAACUUCUGUCUUUACACAUAUUUAAGACAUCAGAACACCGCAGCUGGCGACAUGAUGAUUUUUAAUCAUUUUUGAGGUAACACAUUUAUCGUAUAUUUACCGUCACCAACCCAUGCAAUAUUUCCUUCUUUCCAUAGGUACACUUUUCCCUUUCUUUUCCAUCCUCCUGUAUCUGGUUUUUAGUUUUAACCACUCUGUUGCUGGUGCUGCUUGUUUAACCGGGAUGGGGAUCCGAAGAAACCAGUCAGUCAAAUGCGCGGAUUGUGUGCUACAUGUUCAUUCCUCUUGAGGUAGUUUUGGAGUUCAAAUUUCUGUCUCGGUCUCUGAGGAGCCGCUUUUGAGCAGAACUGUUGUUUCCAUGGGCAUGGACAUCUACUUCACCAGACUGGGAUGCGAUAUAAGAUUUGCCGUCAACGGUGAAUGGAGGUAACUGCCAAUCAUAACUCUGCAGAUUAGUGCAUUUCUUUUGAAGUUUUGCAGGAAGGGCAAGAUAAAAACCGGCAAACCUCGACGAUUAGAUUUGCUACGGGUCAAAUAUCUCUCAUGGCUAGCAAUGGUUUGCGGAGGGCGUCCCUGUUCAUCUUGCAGAACUAGUUUAAGAGUAGGGAGAAUUGAGUUACCAAAUGGAACUGAAAUGAUUGAAUAUGAUCGGUAUCACUUUUGACAUUGUCGCAUAAUCGAGAUCUUGUAAAGUUGUAUGAUCUCCAAACUUGUAGACGCCAUGGUCACCGAUGGGAAAGUGAAAUACAAUCAUAAUCCAGUAAUCCACUCAGCACUUGCUGAAGCUAAA
Messenger RNA from Malus domestica (apple), 2333 nucleotides. RefSeq lists its product as uncharacterized. The record is from RefSeq and is a predicted model, not a curated record. Gene Ontology annotation, cellular component: U2-type prespliceosome; U1 snRNP. Gene Ontology annotation, biological process: mRNA splice site recognition. Gene Ontology annotation, molecular function: mRNA binding. Lineage: Eukaryota; Viridiplantae; Streptophyta; Magnoliopsida; Rosales; Rosaceae.